Drosophila grimshawi is the source of this 1734-nucleotide messenger RNA. RefSeq names its product golgin-84 (gene Golgin84). Bases 126 to 1700 code for a protein of 524 amino acids. Gene Ontology annotation, cellular component: Golgi cisterna; Golgi membrane. The record is from RefSeq and is a predicted model, not a curated record. NCBI's taxonomy places the organism in Eukaryota, Metazoa, Arthropoda, Insecta, Diptera, Drosophilidae. The transcript is spliced from 2 exons. Gene Ontology annotation, biological process: retrograde transport, vesicle recycling within Golgi; Golgi organization.
AGUGCUGCUCAAUGCAGCUGCUUUGUGACAGUAAACAGCACUGGCGCUGACAUAAACAAACGAGUUUCCCACGUAUUUGGAAUUUUCCCUGCCUUUAUUUACGUGUUUUCCUUUGGUUGCUUACAAUGUCUUCGUGGAUAACAGGGCUGGCGGGUAAAGCAGAAAAUAUACUGAAUAAAAUUGAUCAGAAUGCAGCCACAGCCUUGCACACAGAAGCUGGGCCAGCAUUGGACGCCAUGAAGAACAGUUUGACCAGCAGCACACAAUCCUUGAAAACAACUCUCUCUCCAGCGAAGCGAGCCAACAGCAACAGUAGCACUCCCAUGUCCUUGUCCAUGGUUGGCAAUAGCGCUUCGAGCGCCAAAAGCGAGGGCUCUCAUGUGAUGACCACAGAGCUGCGCCGCAAGUUGCCCACUUCGGCGAGUUUCUCUGUUAAUCCAGACAGUGGGAACGGAAUGGACACACAUGAAUUGGCUGCAUUUAAAAUUGCCCUAAACGAAAUCACAAGCGAACGCGAUGAGCUGCGUUUCCGUCUGGAUGAGCUCAACCAUGAUAAUGAGAAUUUUGCCCUAAGGCAGCGGGUCCAGGAGCUUGAAACUCUCAUUAAAAAUCUAUCUGAUGAAAGCGACAAGGCAAAGAAUGAGUUGAACGAAGCGCAAACAGCUCACAUGGCGUACGUACAUUCAAUCUCAGAACUAGAAACGAAUCUUGCUAAGCUGCAGCAGGAAUAUAUGAGCACAGCGCAUAAAUUGCAAAUGCAAACCAAGGAAACCGAUCAACAGCGUCUGGAGCUGCAAGAGUAUCGGGCCAAAGCGCAGCGGGCACUGCAGUCAAAAGAUGCGCUCAUUGCUGAGCUCAAACAAAACCCGAUUGCAGAAGGCGCGGAACAGGACCUGGCAUCCAAGGACAGUGAAACACGAUUUCUUCAAAUUGAAUAUGAUGCCAUGAAGCAGGAGCUGCAUCACGCCAGUGAGGAGCAGCAAAAACUGCGCAUUCAGCUAGAUGGUUACAUGGCUCAGGAACGCCAAAACGAGCUGGAACUCGGCAUCGCCCGUCAACGUGAGCAAAGUCUCGCAAAAGAGCUGCGUUCUGAACGUGAGCACAACAUGGCCAUUGAAUCGGAGCAGCGCAUGCUCACACAAGAGUUGGCCUCGCUGCGUCAACAGAUGAGCAAUCAAAUGGCUGCCGCCGCAACACGAUUGCAGGAAAAGGAGAAACAAUUGCAACAGCAGCGUCAGCUUGUUAGCGAAACGGGCUUUACAAGUGCCAAAAAUGACUAUGAGAUCCGCCUGAAAGCUCUCACACAAUCGCUAGUCGAAAGACAGGGUCUGCUGGAACGUGUCACAGUGGAGCGCAAUGCACUUCGAUUGCAGCACGAGAACAUGCAGGCGCAGCUGCAGCAGAGCAUGCACGCUCUGGAGAUGGGUCAACAGCGUGGCAGCUCCAGUUCGCGCGGCACUCUGCUCUCCAACAGCACAGAUGAUGUCAAGGCACAGUUUCCGCUACUCAUGCAUCCCAGUCCGUUUGACAAUCGUGUUGCACGUCGCUUCAAGCGUGCUCUGCGUCAGGCGGACUCUGUGGGCAUGCGAAUGGGUGCAUUCCUGCGUCGUUAUCCAAUGAUGCGAAUCGGUAUAAUUCUUUACGUCGCGUUGCUGCAUCUGUGGGUCAUGUUUGUGCUGUUCUCCACAUCACCUAAUUGAAAUGAACGAACAACGUUUGCAUAAUUUGGAUUCU